Molecule: messenger RNA, 561 nt
Organism: Serpula lacrymans var. lacrymans S7.9
Lineage: Eukaryota; Fungi; Basidiomycota; Agaricomycetes; Boletales; Serpulaceae
Exons: 2
Coding region: 354-530 (58 amino acids)
Source: RefSeq, a predicted model, not a curated record
UCUUGUGGUGCACGUGUAGUAGUACCUAACAAUAAUUAAUAGUAUUGAGUAGAGAGGAUACUGACAAUGAAAAAUGGCCAUCUAUGCUUCCGACUUUUCUUUUUCUUCCUCCGUAGGAUCGUGGAUAAUCCUCAUAAAAUCCCACCAUUGUGGUCCAUACAAAUAGUACAACACUCCAAAAGUCGCGCCGCUCAAAUGCGCAUAAUAUCUUCCAACCACGCAAUAUACCAAUAGCGUCCAAGGCUAUAAUAGCACCCACACCUGACUGGAUAGGAAUCGCAAAGAACGGGAGGAAUAUGAGGCUGAUACUAGCAUCAGGGAAUGCCAGUGCGCUGAGUGUGACAGCUGCGUAAAUGGCGCCUGAAGCCCCUAAAGAGAGAAUCUCCUUUGCCGUCGUACCAGCAGCGGAUUUGGCAACUGUUCCACCCGCCAGAGUGCCACUAGGUUUCGAGAGUUGCGAUACUAGGCGCGGGUAUAAUACCUUGGUAGACACAGCGUGGCUAGCCAGACCGGAGAAAAGGCCAGCUUAAUGAGGAGUGUAUAAGUAAAUUAUGAUUGUAC